CGCUCCCCAUCCUGUUUUAGACCUUUCCCCUUAUUUUCCCUUUCCAUUUUUCUUCUUUUCCCUUUCCAUUUACCUUUUUUUCCCCUUUGUUCCUUAAUCUUCUUUCCCCUUCUUUCCAUUUUUCUUUUCCUCUUUCUUCCCCUUUUCCCUUCUCAUCUUUCCUCGUCUACCACUCCAUUCUCACACCUUCCCUUCUCCCCGCCAGGUGGCACCACGGUGGACGACAGGACGGUGGUGCUCCUCAGGCCCUUAGCGGUGAUCCCCCACGGCCCGCACCUCACGCCCCUCCGCCUCCUCGCCCCACCCUUCCCCACGGAGCCCUUUCCUGCCCACCGCCGCCCCCACCACCACAGCCUCCAGGCGGGCAAUGGGUGCUGCCUCGACCGCUCCCAUUCUCUUCGCGGGACGGAAUCUACAAGGCCGAGGGUGGGGUGAGCCGCGCCGCCGUCAUCUAGAUGGAGCACGGGCCCAUGGUGUCCUCCGGCGUGGGUCACCGCACCCGCCGCCGCCUCUCCCGUGAUUCUCCCGAGCCUCUGCUGCCUCGGCGACGCCCCUUCGACAGCCCCUCCAGCAGGAGCAUGGACCUGGCGUCCAUCCGUGCCCGCCGCGCCCGCCUGGAGGCCCUGACGGCGUCCAUCAAACUCCCGCCCCUGGUUCCCUCCGACGUGCUGCCCACCUCGCCCCCCGGGGCCCGCAUGUCGCCGCUCUCCUACUCCAGGGUGUCCAUGAUGCCGGACUCGCCGCUGCGCCGCAUCACGUGGGACGACCGGCCGCUCACGGGCAUGACUUCCCCCGACCCGCGGCUGCCCCCCACGCUACCGCGCAUGGCCACGCCGCACCAGCCCCUGCCCAGCAUCGGCCACACGCGGGAGGCGCUGGGCUUCACGCCGGAGGAGGAGGAGGAGGAGGAGCACGGCGCGGGGCAGAACGGGGCGGAGAGGGACGGUGAGGCGGGAUAUUCGAACACCCGGGAGAUAACCCACGGUGACCACCCCCCAUACCCCGUCCUGCACGACCCCUUGGCGCCCCUGCCCGCCCCCACCAGGCCCUCUCCCUACCCCCCCGCCACCCCCUCUGCCCACCAUUCCUCCCCACAGCAACCCUCCUCCUCCUCCCCCCCUCCCCCUCUUCAACCUUCGACCCCAGCGCAAUCAUCUCCUCCGCCUCUUCCUACCUCAGAACAUUCCUCCCCUCCUUCCUCCCCUCUUCCUCCUCCUCGAGCCUCCACUCCCCUUCCUCCCCAGUAUCGUUCCCCUUAUACCCCUCCUCCUGCUCUUCGUUCAUCCCUUUCUCUUCGUUCUUACUCUCUUCAUCGACCCUCUGCCUCUCCCCCUCCCCAAUCUCCCUCCUCUCCUCCUCCUCUUCUUCCUCAAACUUUCUCCUCUCCUUCUCCUAAUUCUUCCCCUACUCCCCAGUCAUCUUCUCCUCCUCCUCCUCCUCCAUCUUCCCCUCCUCCCCAACUCUCUUCUCCUCCCCCAGCAUCUUCCCAACCCUCCUCCCCAGUACCCCAGUCUCCCCAACCUCCCCAAGUAACCUCCCCACAGCCCACAACACCCACGGAGGAAGCACCCCCCACAGACCCCUCCCCACCCCCCACAGACCCCUCCCCACCCCCUACAGACCCCUCCCCACCCACUGCAGAAGACUCCUCACCCACACAACCUUCCCCAACCGAAGUCCCGUCAGCUAGUCAACCGCCCUCCCCAUCUAAAGAGAUCUCCCCAUCUGAAGAAGUCUCCCAGCCUUCCUCCCCUUCUCCUGCCUCCCCAACUAACCUCCCCACACCCAUACAGUCACUCAAGCCAAACUCCCCACUUACGACUUCCUCCCCAAGGCCCACAAUACAGGCAUCCUCACGACCUAAUUCCUCCCCUGCCUCUCAGCGCUCCCCAGCCACUCAGCCUGCCCCCUCCUCUUCCUCAGCCCCCAAAUCCCCAUCCUCAGCCCCGCCCGCGUCUUCCUCGGCAGCCCCCCAAAAAGAAGAGGAAGAGGAGGUGGCAACUGCGUCCGAAUCUAUCUCUCUAAGUUCGUAUAGAAGACCCAAGUCCCACGACCCAUCGGAGCUCGGGACGCUGGUGGCCAAGAUGAGCAGCGCGGACGGCGCGACCCGGACGGCGGCGACGGUGCGGGUGCGGCAGCUGCUCUCCUCCUCCCGCGGGGCGCCCAUAGACGAGAUGCUGCGGCUGGGCGUCCUCACCCCCGCCUACAACAACCUCCACGACAACAACCCGGCAAUACAAUACGAGACGGUCUGGAUCAUCACAAACAUUGUCUCGGGCACGGCGGAGCAGACACAGGCGGUGGCAGACAAGGGGUUCAUCCCUGUCCUGGUCCAGCUGGUGGCGGCGGGGGAGCCGUGGGUGAAAGAGCAGGCGGCCUGGGCCCUCGGGAACAUGGCGGCGGACACCAGUCAGAUUAGGAACCAAAUCGUCGAAGCCGGAGCACUGCGACCCCUGGCGGACCUGACGAAGCCACAGGCGAAGGUAUCGUCGCUUCACAAGGUGGUCUGGGCGCUAUCCAACAUCUUCAAGCUCAAGGACCUGAAGGCGCCGGGGGAUGACCUUCUUUACGUCCUCGAGACCUUCCGAGAUCAUCUUUUGGUGCACAGGGACGAGGAGGUGGUGGCGGACACCUUGUGGACCCUCACCUACCUGACGGACGCGGGGGGCAGCGAGGCGAUUGAGCAGGUGGUGGAGGUGGGCCUGCUGCCGCUCCUCGUGUCGCACCUGUCCUCGCGUAGCAGACAGGUGGUGUACCCAGCGAUUAGGACCCUGGGCACCAUUGUCUCGGGCACGGAUUCACAGUCCUCCCUCCAUCACAUCCUGCAGACGGAGGCCGCGCUGGAUGCUGGGAUGCUGCCGCCCCUGCACGCCAUCCUGAGGGAGCCGCGGGAGGCGAGGCGGACGAAGGAGGCGACCUGGGCGCUCUCCAACAUCACGGCGGGCACGACGGAGCAGAUACAGAAGGUGGUGGACGAGGGCUUCCUCCACACACUCGUCCACCUGAUACGGGAGGGCGUGGUGGAGGUGUCGCGCGAGGCAGUGUGGGCCGUGAGUAACCUGGUGGCGGGCGGCGACAGCGAACAGGUGGCGGCGCUGGUCGAGGCUGGCGGUCCCGGGGCACUGCUGACAACGCUCCACCCUCAGGCCCCGCACCGACUGGACCUCAUCACCGUGGACACCCUGCUCACUGUUAUGGAGAAAACGGAGGGCGACGCGGCGGUGAAGGGCGUGGAGGAGGCGGGUGGCGUGGAGACCUUGAAGGGGAAACUCAAACACGAGGACGAGGAGGUGGUGGAGAGGGUGAGCGAGAUCCUCGAGACCUACUUCCCCGACGCUCUUUCCGGGGACGAGGACGAGGACGAGGACGAGGAGAAGGACGAAGAGAAGGAGGAGGAGGGCGAGGAGGAGGAGGAGGAGGUUGAGAAGAAGGCGAAGGAGGACGAUGUCGAGGAGGUGAUGUUGGAUUAGUGAACGACGAGGAUGAGGACGAAGAAGACGAAGAGAAGAAGGAGGAGGAGGGCGAGGAGGAGAAAAAGGAUGAGAAGAAGGCGGAGGAGGACGAUGUCGAGAAGGUGAUGUUGGAUUAGUGAACGACGAGGAUGAGGACGAAGAAGACGAAGAGAACGAAGAAAAAUAACUAAAGAGUUGAGAAAAACGAUAACAGGAAAAUAGAAGGAAGAGGAUGCGAUUAAAGAGGAGGAAGAGGAAGAUUAGAGGGAUGAAGAUGAGGAAGAAGACGAGAAAGGAAAGAACUAAGAAGAA
Molecule: messenger RNA, 3764 nt
Organism: Eriocheir sinensis (Chinese mitten crab)
Lineage: Eukaryota; Metazoa; Arthropoda; Malacostraca; Decapoda; Varunidae
Exons: 13
Coding region: 456-3470 (1004 amino acids)
Biological process (GO): NLS-bearing protein import into nucleus
Cellular component (GO): nucleus
Molecular function (GO): nuclear import signal receptor activity; protein binding
Source: RefSeq, a predicted model, not a curated record